Messenger RNA from Lemur catta (Ring-tailed lemur), 4652 nucleotides. RefSeq names its product WD repeat and FYVE domain containing 1 (gene WDFY1). Lineage: Eukaryota; Metazoa; Chordata; Mammalia; Primates; Lemuridae. The transcript has 12 exons. The record is from RefSeq and is a predicted model, not a curated record. The coding region runs from base 94 to 1326 and encodes 410 amino acids. Gene Ontology annotation, molecular function: protein binding; metal ion binding.
GGCCCCGGCGGCUGGGGGAACCGGCGCGUCCCCGCCCGCCCGGCCGUCAGCUGAGGGGCCGCCCGCCCGGGAGGCCGCCGCCGCCGCGCGAACAUGGCGGCCGAGAUCCACUCCAGGCCGCAGAGCAGCCGCCCGGUGCUGCUGAGCAAGAUCGAGGGGCACCAGGACGCCGUCACCGCCGCGCUGCUCAUUCCCAAGGAGGACGGCGUGAUCACAGCCGGCGAGGACAGAACCAUCCGAGUCUGGCUGAAAAGAGACAGCGGUCAGUACUGGCCCAGCAUCUACCACACCAUGGCCUCUCCUUGCUCUGCCAUGGCUUACCAUCAUGACAGCAGACGGAUAUUUGUGGGCCAGGAUAAUGGCGCCGUAAUGGAAUUUCACGUAUCUGAAGAUUUUAAUAAAAUGAACUUUAUCAAGACCUACCCAGCUCAUCAGAACCGGGUGUCUGCAAUUAUCUUCAGCUUGGCGGCCGAGUGGGUGAUCAGCACCGGCCACGACAAGUGUGUCAGCUGGAUGUGCACCCGCAGCGGGAACAUGCUGGGGCGGCACUUCUUCACCUCCUGGGCUUCGUGUCUGCAAUAUGACUUUGAUACUCAGUAUGCUUUUGUUGGUGAUUAUUCUGGACAGAUCACCCUGCUGAAGCUGGAACAGAACACGUGUUCGGUCAUUACCACCCUCAAAGGACAUGAAGGUAGUAUCGCCUGCCUCUGGUGGGACCCUAUUCAACGGUUACUCUUCUCAGGAGCAUCUGACAACAGCAUCAUCAUGUGGGACAUCGGAGGAAGGAAAGGCCGGACACUCUUACUUCAGGGCCAUCAUGACAGGGUGCAGUCUCUGUGUUACCUCCAGCUCACACGCCAGCUCGUCUCCUGCUCCUCGGAUGGUGGAAUCGCAGUGUGGAACAUGGACGUUAGCAGGGAAGAGGCUCCUCAGUGGCUAGAAAGUGAUUCUUGUCAGAAAUGUGAGCAGCCCUUUUUCUGGAACAUAAAGCAGAUGUGGGACACAAAGACGCUGGGGCUAAGGCAGCAUCACUGCAGGAAGUGCGGCCAGGCUGUCUGCGGGAAGUGCAGCAGCAAGCGCUCGAGUUACCCAGUGAUGGGCUUCGAGUUCCAAGUCCGGGUGUGUGAUUCCUGCUAUGACUCCAUCAAAGACGAAGAUCGGACUUCUCUAGCAACCUUUCAUGAAGGAAAACAUAACAUUUCCCACAUGUCCAUGGACGUUGCCAGGGGACUGAUGGUGACCUGUGGGACCGAUCGUGUUGUAAAGAUAUGGGACAUGACGCCUGUGGUGGGCUGCAGCCUGGCGACCGGGUUUUCUCCGCACUGAUCCGGGAGCCGGGCGAUGUCCGCACCUACGAACAGCAACUCCACCAAAUGAAGCCCUUCCCACGUAGCUCCGCGGUCACUGUCUCGUACAUGGACGGACAGUAGCCACUUCCAAACAAAUCACAUUUUUAUAAAGAAAAAAAUAGUAAAAGUGUGUCUUGGGGCAUUUGUGGAACUUACCUGUGGGGACUCAUGUGGAAAAGGUCUAUCCGUAGUGGCUCCCCGAGGAAUGGAAUUACUGCAACGAAACUUCCUCAUGAACUCGUGUGUAAUGUGAGCUGGUGUGUAAGGAAAGAAUAAUCUAGUAAGCGAGAGCUCUAGAGGGGAAAAAGUUGAACAGAAACGUUAACGCUUAGAACUUUAUUAAAGCAGUCCCAAGUGCAGACACACUUCACUCGGACCAGGGGCCUCCCAGAGCUCCUGGGGCUCUGCCGUGGAGCAGGAGUUGGGGGGAAGGGGGGCUUGUUCUCCCUUUCUUGAGGGGCGGCAGUGGGAACUUGAGCAACCAGACAUCGCUCCUCGUGUGCUGGCAGUUUGUGAAUAUCCUCCACACCUGGCUACUGGUAACCUCCUUAAAGAUACCUGUUCUUUUCCGGUAGUGCCAUAAUCUGCACUUAGCAUUCGGCUCACUUCAGUUGUCUCCCUCCCCACCCAGCGUGCCGCGGGGGAACCUUUGCAGCAGCUUUUAAGUAAGUUGUGAACUUUCUGUAAUAACCAAGGCAGUCCGCAUUCUUCCUUUUCUCCCAAACAUGCUCUGGGGACACAAUGUUUUUAUGGUGCUGUUAACAUGGAAGUCACGCAAGCCGCCUGACUUUUUCUCACUGCAGUUAGUAAGCGACUAAUGGAAAACCCAGCGAGCAGCCUGGUUGUGAUGGGGGUGAUCAGUCUGUUCCCUGGGGCAGUCCCGCCCUCCUCACUGACGCAUUCUGUCUGUAGUUCCAAGAGGAGCCUCUGCCAUGCUGUGGCAGUUAAUAUCCUCCUCAGAAAAGUACUCCAUAGCUUUUUGACUGUAUUGACUUUCAGUUGUAGCUAGUGUUAUUCAUAUUUCAGAGAAGGAAGUUGGUGACCCAGAGCUGUAAGAGUCAGGUCUUGUGCUGUCAUUUUCACCUUGCAAAUUGCUUUCAUAACAACUAUCAAAAGUUGUUGUUCGUAAUGGCAUUUCUAAGGCUUUUCGACACUAGGAUGAGAAAGAGAUAGGGAAUGGGGGCCGAUCCUUUCAUAUUCCAGUAUUUAUGUGUGUUUUUUUUUAAUGAUAGUACAUGUAUCUGUUACUUUAGGGCUAAGGAAUUGAGUGGAGAAGGGCCAACUUUUUUAAAGAACAAAUAUUAAAAUAGCAACAGUAUCUUUGUUAGUCUUACUAAUGGAUAUUGAUUUUAAAAUCUCAGUACUGCACCCCUCCCUGUUUUGGGAUCAUGUUGAGACAACAUAGUCAUUCUGUAUGAUCAAACGAAGGGACUGAGUCUGUUUUAUAACAACAUCUUAGAGGGACUAAGAAGUUUAAGACAAGCAAUUAAAAUAAGAUGUCUUAAUAGCUGUGUGACACAGAUAGUAAGGAAAGGAAAGCAGGUCAGGCACAUCGUGUUCUGGAAUGAUCUGCGUGAAAAGUUGACUUAUCUUCAGAAAUAAGACUGAAAUGUUUUGUUGCUCUUCAUAAUUUUUGUGUUACGUCACCUGAAAAAGGUAAACUUUCUUAGAUGCUAUUAUAUUGCUAACUCAUAGUAUGGUAAAAUUAAGUGGUGGCAACUUUUCAACCGCAAUGUUAAAUGUAAGCUUCCUGUAUUCACUUUGGUUCAGUUAAUGGUUCAGCCCAUACAAUGGUGCUAUCCUGAGGGUUUUAUUAAGUCCUGAAAGGAAACUAGAGCAUGAGUGAUUCCUUGCCCUGUGGAGAAGUGCUGAACUGUGGUUUUGUUUUCUUCUAACUUCUGUAAAAUGUGACUUUUUAACAUCUGUGGUAGAUUGAACAGAGUAUCACAGCUGCUCAGAAUACUCCAUAGCUUUCACACUUUUUUAUUUUAAGAAAUUCUUAAUGGAAAACCCUAUGUUCCAUAGACAACAUAAAGUUGUUAUAGUGCCUCCUAAGGGGUUAAGUUAAUAUAAACCAAGGAGGAAAUUUAUAUUUAAGGAAGAAUUGGAGUGAGGUAUCUUAGGAAAGGAAAGGAGACUGUUUCAAGAUAGCUUGCUCUUCACCCUGGCCUGUGAUCAUUUUUCUGUUUAAAGACACACAUGCCAGGCUUGUCUUGUCUGUCAUGAUGUAAGUAGCAAAUGGGGUAAUAUUUUUUUAUAGAGGUGGGCAAAAAUUAUUUUCUGAAUUUUCCUGACUAGACACACAAGGUACAGAUAGGCUUAUAGUUAUUGCCUUAUUUUGACUGCAUUUCUCUUUAAUGGGUCAUGUAAAUUAGUUCUUUAAGUAACAGUUUACUGGUCUUUCCAUUGCUGAAUACGCAAGCUAAUUUGUACAUACAGGGGUUAGGAGUAUGAAAUAUUAGAGAAGAUCCUUAUAUUUAGAUCUAGUAUUAUGUGAUAAUGAAAUGGCAAUUCUUCAUUUUAAACAUGUUUUUAAAUUGCUCUUUAUUAGUCCGAGUGAUAGCAAUAGCCCUAUAGCAAUAGUGGAAACAAAUUAUUCAUUACAUUGUCAAUCUCUGUUUACUAUGUCCUAGCUGGGUCCUGCUACCUAGAGAAUAUAAACAAAAAGUAUUGCUCUAGAAUAUAUCACUUUGUUGUCCUACCAAAUAAUUCAAUUUGUUAGUAUCUACAUUUUUAAGCUGUUGAAACUGACUCAAAUAUGUAAUAAAUACCAUAGUAGCUCUGACCCAAGGAGUUAUUUUUCUAAAAUCAGUUUUCAUUACAGUACUUUCUACUUCUGUUACUGGAUCUGGUAUCUCCUAAAAUGUAAGAAACCAGUUACUAUAAUGAUAAACCAUCUGCUCAUUAUAAAUGUGAGGCUUAACAAAUAAGUAAUACAUGCUAUAUUUAUUCAAGUGUCUAUUGCUUAAUUGUUAAUUGUGAGCAGAUUAUUGAAUGCCUACUCUAUUUUCUGCAGUUUACAAUACAAUAACUCUUUGAGUAUGAAGUUUGACUGUGCAAAAAAUUUGUAUUAGAGUACAAUUUAAAGUGUUUUUCUCUAUAGCCUUUUUUGACUGGGGAAGCAAAAGGUAAUGUUAAUUAGUACAUUUUGUUCUUGUACUAGCUAUGUUUCUAUAAGAUACAGUACCAUGUGUAUCCCAGACAUGCUAGAAAACUUUGUUCUUUGCUCCUAUUUGUGGGUUCUGUUUUGUGGGUUUUUUUUUUUUGAGAAUACGCGUACAAUAAAAUACUCCCUGCUUGUUA